AUGAUCACAUUCAAGGAUGACGAUGAUCGUGUGCUCGACGAGUACGAGUCGCGACUCAAUAUGUUGUCCGACAAUAUCUUUAUCUCAUCAUCAAACAACUACAACACAAAGAAGAAGGACAAUGAUGUAGAAGAGGCAACUACUUCAACUACUUCAACUACUUCAACAACUACAAAUAAUGUUACAUUGGAUUUGAAUGGAAGUAGUAAGAAAAGAUCAAAGAGCCAAGGACAGAUACAGUCUCCAAUAUUGUCAGACACAUCAUCAACUUCAUCAUCUUCACCAUCUCCAACCUCACCAUCAACAUCAACUACCUCAACAACAAAGUCACCAACUAAAUCAUUGUCACCAAUUGCCAAGUUGAAGUUGAAGAAGGAGAAGAAACAGCUCAAGAAACAAGAACAACAACAACAAGCACAAGUACAACAACAACAGGUAUCACAACAGACAUCCCCUCAACAACAACAAGUACAACAACAAACAAAGGAAAAAGAGAAGGAGAAGAAGAAUAAGGAGUGGACAAGUUAUGGAUCGUCAUCCAAUCAUAUUAAGGUGUAUAUUGCACCAAAGAAGAAACAUUAUCAGCCUGGUGAUGUUGUGAGAGUCAUUGCCAAUGUAAAGGUCAAUAAGCUACAGGUGUUAAAGGCGACUUUUGAAGGAUAUUCGCAAUCGAUUGGAAGUGAGGACAGCAUAUCAAUGACAUCGUCGACAUCGUCCACCUCCUCGUCUUCGUCAUCAUCGUCCUCGUCGUCAUCAUCAGACCGGUCAUCAAUCAUUGAACAAGACUUCUUGCUCUAUCCUACCGAGCUUGAUAGGUUGUCCGAGAGCGGCGGCGGUGGUAGCCUGAGCGGCUCAUCGAGGAGCCGGAGCAACACGGCCGGCACAAGCAGGGUCAGGAGCGGCACAAACGGCACCAACCUCACUAGGAGCAGCACAAACAUAUCAAUCGACGAGCUGGGCUCCAGAGAUGAACAACAACAACAGCAACCUGCCCUGACACAGGCAUCCAUCAAACAGUUGUCAAUGAUGUUGGCUCCGCCACAGGACGCGGCACAGUAUGAACGCAAGAACUCAGCCUCCUCGUCCACAGGCGACUUUGAAGACUUUGACGAGUUGGAGGACCUUGACGAGGUGUGGCACGAGGACAUGUUGCUAAAGGCUAGCAAGGCUUUGCAGCCACUGCCAGACACAUCGGCGAUAAGGAGCAGCGCAUUCGAGCCGCCUCAAUUCCAGAAGCUGGGCGAUCACUCAAUCAUCUCGCCCAAGAAGCAUCGGUUCGCCUUUGAGUUUGUGGUGCCGGCGCACCUGCCGCCAUCAUUCACCACCCACAAGUCUGCGCAUCACGGCGUGUUCUACCGGCUGCAUUUCUCAGGUCUGGGCGAGAUACAUAGCAAGUACAACAAGACGGAGCCGUCGCUUAUCAAGGGCUUUGAACUGUCCGUGCCCAUCCAAAUAUGGAACCCAACCUGCUCCUACCUGCCAAGAGAGAGGAUACAGAGCAACAGUCUGUUCUCCUCUUCCGAGACCUUUGAGAGCAAUCACAAUCACAUCAAGAUGCGAUCACGACUACUAGUCAACAACUUUUGUAUAAUCGACUCAUGUAUAUCUCUAAUGUUGUCAAUCGACAAUGAAUCCAGCUCUGUUAUUAAGUCCAUCAGUCUGGAUUUGAUCAAUAUCGUUCAAUCUGCAACCAAUCAUAACCAUAACCACAACAACAAUCACAAUCACAACCAUGACAACAAUGUAGAUCUUGGAAGUAGUGGCGGCAUUAGCAUGCUUAACAUCAACAACAACAUCAACAACAUCAACAACAAUAACAAAGAAACAACACAUAAGAUCUCUGGACAAACCAAGGAAGUGGACAUCAAUGCCAAGUCUAAAUACAAGACCAACCUGAAUUUCCUCAUUCCAGACGGUAUCAAUCCAUCCAUAUACCUCGACAACCUAAUCAACUCCUACCGAAUACGAAUCACCACAAACACUGGAAAGAAGGAACACAAUCACCCUCUCGAUAUCCCCAUACUAGUCGUGCCAGCAUCUCCAUCCACGACCAACAUCUUGUGA
Messenger RNA from Acytostelium subglobosum LB1, 2064 nucleotides. RefSeq lists its product as hypothetical. The coding region runs from base 1 to 2064 and encodes 687 amino acids. Lineage: Eukaryota; Evosea; Eumycetozoa; Acytosteliales; Acytosteliaceae. The transcript has 2 exons. The record is from RefSeq and is a predicted model, not a curated record.